AUGCAGCAGGUAUCCUAUGAGCGGACAUGGGCAAGCGCCGCCAAAACCAUCUGGCUGUUUACUGCGGACGACUUUACAACAUUUGUCGUUCCCGAAACGGCAUUUGGAAUCUGCGCUGCCCUGUCCGGGCCGCUUUUGACAGAGAAUGGCUCCCCAGAGUUACUCCCCGUCCUGAAACGGAUACCCACGGUGAUCCUGUGGAACUGGCUCAACCUCUUCGUAUUCAACCUCGCCAACCAGAGAUUUCCCGAGUCUGUGGCCGAGGACAAGAUCAACCGGCCCUGGCGGCCACUUCCUGCGGGUCGGAUUAGCACCACCGAGACCCGACGGCUGCUUUUGCUUGCGAUUCCGGUUGUACUCGGACUCAGUGUUUAUCUCGGAGCAUGGGAGGAGACCACGCUUCUCUACACGUUAAAUUGGUCAUACAACGACCUCGGCGGGGGCGACGACGGCUUCAUUCUACGGAAUGUGUUGCUCGCCAUCGCUUUCUCCCAAUACAACAAGGGGUCACUGCGGGUCGCAACUCAGGCCAGAUUUGAGAUCCUUCCCCAGACCUGGUGGUGGAUCAUCAUAACCAGCGCUGUCAUUGGGACAACAAUGCACAUUCAAGACAUCAAGGACCUGGAGGGCGAUCGCGCCAAGAACCGACAUACGGUUCCGAUAGUCUUGGGCGACGGGCCGGCCCGAUGGUCCGUUGCGGUUCCUGUUGCGAUUUGGUCCGUUGCGUGUCCGGCGUUCUGGGAGCUAGGCGUGGGAGGGUAUGUCCUCCCUGUGAGUGUGGGUGUAGCUAUCGCGUGGAGGACUUUAUUCCUGCGGAGGACUGCUGCCGAUAAAGCCACGUGGAAGGUGUGGACAGCUUGGACGGGGGUGAUUUGGAUGUUGCCGUUGUUCAAGGAUUAUAGUGUUUUUGUGCGAUUCUUCCAGCAGCUUGGGUGGGCUCUGUAA
Messenger RNA from Aspergillus sclerotioniger CBS 115572, 945 nucleotides. Its product is annotated as UbiA family prenyltransferase. The coding region runs from base 1 to 945 and encodes 314 amino acids. NCBI's taxonomy places the organism in Eukaryota, Fungi, Ascomycota, Eurotiomycetes, Eurotiales, Aspergillaceae. Gene Ontology annotation, molecular function: transferase activity, transferring alkyl or aryl (other than methyl) groups. Gene Ontology annotation, cellular component: membrane. The record is from RefSeq and is a predicted model, not a curated record. The transcript has a single exon.